UUAAUUAAAAAGUAACAAGAAAUUAAAAUAACUAUUGAUUGCUUAUAGAAAGGAAACAGUCUAGACUGUGAUGACACCGUUGCUAUGUGUGUGUCUUUGAGAGAGUGAAAGUGCGCGCGUGUGUAUUUGUGUGUGUGUGAGUGUGUGUGAGUGUGACAGCGAGUGGAGGGCGGGGUCGGGUCGGAACAGUAGCCUGGUGGCGGGCGGCGCCUAAACAUCUCGCCCCUGCCCCUUCUUUCCACCGCUGCCGGGCUGGUUGCCUGACCUGAACUUGAACACUAGCUCGUAGCCUACACUGAGCUAGACGCGAAAACGUCCCGACCGCGCCGUAAAACUAGACAGUACUUCAAAUCAAGGAUUUUACUAUCAACGUAAACAAUACUUCCGAUUGCGUUCAGGAGUCUGGAUACACCGGCCGAACCUUGCGAGGUGGUGUAUCCCAAUAAAACACAAUGUCCAGACGAAAACAAGGCAGCCGACCGCAACACCUGAGCGCAAUUCAAGAUGCCCCCGACCCGUCAGAUGCUGCCCCUGUUUCGUCAUUGGAGGAGAGGGCUUCACUUACCCAGGUCAGGGUUCAGGAGGAGGCUCGUGACCUACUGACCUGUGGGCAGUGUGGACAGGCCUUCCCCCUCGCCCACAUCCUGGCCUUCAUUCAACACAAACAGGGGGGCUGUCGCACCUUCGGCCACAGCCCCAACGCCCACAACCCUCCGUCCCCGGCCAACCGGACCCAGCAGCGCAGUGCCGUCCCUCAGAUGGAGUCAGGUUUUGUGGAGCUGAGGAGUGUGACCAACCGGUCCAGGGGAAAGGAGCAUGACGUGAAGGCGGAGCCAAACAGAACAGAAGAGCCAUCCUGUUUCACCUGCCAGCUGUGUGAGUGUGUGUUGCCCUCAGCCUGGGCCCUGCUCCAACACGCCCAGCACACACACUCCUUCAGCAUCUACCUUGAGGAUGAGGAGGACGAAGAGGAGAGGACGGGCGGAAGGGGUCACCAGCACACAUCUGCAGCCACGUUGGACCCACGUCAGUUGGGCCACACCCUGGCCACCGCCUUCCACCCCUCAGCCCUGCGUCUGCCACGCAUCUUCCGUCCACGCCAAAAUCCCAGCCCUGCCCCUCCCCAGGCCAACUCCGCCCCCUCCUCCAGAGACCAGCAGGCCCUCAACUUCUCUGUCCGCCUGAAGGAACUGGCGCAGGGCAGCAACGUCACCACUGGGGGUCUGGUCCCCACGACCUCGCCUUCUCCCCCGGGCGGGGCCCUCCAGGCGGGGUUCCCCUGUGAGCUGUGUGGCCAGGGCUUCCAGUCCCUGCGCAGUCUGUCAGCCCACCGGCGGACCCAUGCUUACGAGAGGCCCUACCACUGUGGACUGUGUGACCAGGCCUUCGCCCAGAGUGGUCAGCUGGCUCGCCACAUGAGGAGUCACCGCAGGGAGGCCACCGGGGCUGUGGGGGUGGCGUACGAGGGGACCGAGUUGGGGCUGGUAGGUGAGGAUGAGGGGGUCAGUCAGGGGACGAGGGGGAGGUUUGCAAUUCAGGGGACGGGAGAGGCGGCGUUGAUUGGAGGACCGGGGGAGAGGGAGAACUCUGAGUUGGACCUGUCCCUGUCCAAGCAUCACUCCCCAGGCUCUGGCCUGGUCCUGCUCUCCUCCCAGGCUGGAGGUCCGGACAGGAGCCUGCUCAGGUUGUUCCAGCCCCAGGGAGAUUUGGGGGAGGAUGAGCUGGAGGGACAGGUGGACCGCCGGCACGCCUCCCCCUGCGCCAGCCCCUCCGAGGGGUCACUGGAGAGCGGGGAGACCGGAGGCAGUGGGGAGAGCGGCAUCGCCAGCGGGAACUGCACCCCUAAGCGACCGGAGAGGGACGAGCGGGCGCCGGUGGGGGGUGAGUGGGAGAGGGACGGGGAGGCCGUGGACGGAGAGAGGGAGUGGCUCGUGGCAGGGAACAGCGACGUGAUCCAGGAGUGGCCGAGGGACAACGAACCGAGGAGUGCGGGAGCAAACGGCGUCGGCAGCCGUGGGAACGGCGGCGGGCCGGGGAAGAAGAAGAGGGAGGAGGCCUGCGAGUACUGCGGGAAACAGUUCCGGAACAGCAGCAACCUGACGGUGCACCGGCGCAGCCACACGGGCGAGCGGCCCUACCGAUGCGGCCUGUGCAGCUACGCCUGCGCCCAGAGCUCCAAGCUCACGCGCCACAUGAAGACCCACGGCGCUCGCGGGGCCCGCGCGCCCUUCCUCUGUCAGCUGUGCGCCGUGCCCUUCACCGUGUAUGCCACCCUGGAGAAACAUCUGAAGAAGGUCCACGGGCUGAGUCACGCCGGCGCCGAGGCCCAGGCGGGUGCCGCUCCCUCGGACGGCGCCCUCGUCAAGCUGGAGGAAGGGGUGGUCGUCAAGCUGGAGGAGGAGGAGGAUGUUGCGGACCAGAUGGAGUUCAAGCUGGCUGCCGUGGAGGAGCAGGGACUGGAGGCUGAGGAGAACCGUGCAGGAGAGUUGGGCGGUGCCGGCAGCCCAGCCGUAGUUGAAGGUCGUGUUGGUGAUCUCCCUGCUGAAGGCAGUACAGACGCGGUCUUGGUGUAAACUACUUGUCCGGCACAUCGGUCAUGUCACGUACCACUGGACUUUCAGGCCUGCCAACCAUUUGACCAAAAAAACAUUUGUAUAAUUGUAAGGGCUGUUCUGGCCCUUAAAUGGAUAUCCAUUUCAACUGGGACCAAACCUGCUCCUUUCUCAAAUCCCUGUGCAUCUUUGCAAUGCUGACAAUUAGCAUAUGCAAAUCCAACUAUAGAAAACCAAGUGCCUACUAAGAACACUGCACAAAACUGUGACAUGAUGCAAACAAGAUUCAAGAAUAGGAAGUCAACCACCACAGUCCAACAGAAUACAGGAAGUCGAUCACCGUGCUCCAUCAGAGUACAGGAAGUCGAUCACCGUGCUCCAGCAGAGUACAGGAAGUCGAUCACCGUGCUCCAGCAGAGUACAGGAAGUCGAUCACCGUGCUCCAGCAGAGUACAGGAAGUCGAUCACCGUGCUCCAGCAGAGUACAGGACGUCGAUCACCGUGCUCCAGCAGUCAAGUGGUCAAUGGGUUGAUUGACUCACACAAGAUUUUAGUGAUGACCAAUCAGAUCUGUCAAAUGUAGAAAAUAAAACAGGACUUUGUAAAAACAGAAAAAGUGUAUGUAUCUGUAUAUUACACAUACUGUAUAUCAACUGGUGUUAGAUUGCUGUCAGAAUGAGGCCUCCGUGUCCGGUUCCCUUGCCAUGGGGAAGUCUGGCUUAUAAGUUGACAGCAGACCAUUGGCAGUUUUUUUUCUGGAUGGGUGAGACAUAUGCCCCUUUUUGUACCUACCUUAAAUGUGUGUCUUUCAUCAAAACAAAGGACGCAUGUUAGAACCAGGUUUAAAUGGGACCAAACUCUUUGAAUGCGCUUUUCUGUUAUAACACUUGUCACUUAAUGUAAAGUUUACAAUGCUUGUGUGGUGUACGGAUGCAGUUUUUUUUCAACUCUGUAUUAGGUGACUUGUAAAGUCUCAUCUGCUGACGCUACAAAGCAAUUCAACUUCAUAUGAAACGGGUUUGAAUAUAUUUUCUUGAUAAUUUGGGGAUCUUUUAUUUUACCUUUGUUUACAUUCAUUAUGAAACUCUGCUCAAAGCUUAUGUGUGCAUUGCUUUUGCUGACAUUUGAAAUGUCACUUGCCUGUGUUUUAAUUAGUCCUUUUUAUGGGCAGUGCAUGUUGAUGGUUGUGCAAAUUAAAAGUUUAUCUUUUGCUUAUUGACUACAGGCGAGAAAAGCAUUGGUAUCACCCAAUGAAAGUAGUAUGAGUCAUAAUACCCAUAAAUCCUUGUGGCAUCUUUGCAAAAGCAUCUCUUUCAGUGCUUAUACCAUUUAUUACUUCCAUAAGGACAUUUUAGAUCCACUUCAUAAAAAGUCUGUGUACUGUCUGGGCUUACACCACCCUGCCAUUUUCAUCAUUGUGUAAAUAUCUAUUGGACAAAUUGACUUUUAUCAAUUUUGGCUGAAUAUAAGCAAAUAUAUAUUUUUUAUGUCUAAUUGAAGCUAAUAGGUUGACAAACGUCCCCUUGUCCUGAGGAGAUUUACACGGUUGUCAAAACGUCUUCGUAGAGUAAGCCUAAAUGAAACCCAGGUCUAAUUUACAGUGAUAAAUAAAAAUCCUUGUUGAAUACAUUUAUGUUAAACUGCAAAAAGGAACAGUACCACAUUUAGCCGCUAGGCUAUACGGCGAUUAUGAUGCGUCGACUGUUUCAGUCUGUGAGCACUUGUGUGUUUGUGUAUAUAUAGUGAUUUUGUCUGUGUUAAGGGAUAUGCUCUGGUAACACUUGACUUGAACCUUUUGUCAAAUAUCCAGCUAACCCAGCAAUGUCCAAUAUGUAGUAGAAUCCUUGAUAAAGAUGAGCAAAAAAGUGUACAACAAAAAAAGAUAUGCCAGAAAUAUAUAGCAUAUUCUUAGCUUUUUUUUUAAUCUUUUUUUUUUUUACAAAAUCCAGCACUGGUGCAUGGACAAACAGCACUAUUUCAAUGCAAUUUAAGUUCCAAUGCCAUUCAUCACCCUCAAGGUGGUUCUGUAAAAAAAAUCCUUACACCUAAGGUAAAAUAUGGUGGAGGAUUGUUGAUGUUACCUCUAUUUUGUUUCCACUUCUGGGGCUAACCAGGAUCAACGACUUUACACCCAAAGAUCUUUCUAAUAUAACAUUUGAAUUUACCAGCUAUAUAACACACAUUUUAUUUAUUUUCAUAUUUUGCUCAUCUUAAUCGAAUGUGCCAGUAAAUAUGGAACUGACUAUAUAUCCAAAAGAUGAUGUAACAAAAGCUGUUGUAUCUGCUUGGAGAGUCGUUUCUUGUCAACAACAAUGAUGAUGCAAACAGCGGAAACCAAGGUAACCAGUUCUAGCUAUAGUGUAUCAGUUGGUUUGCAAAAAGCUACCCUUUAGCUACUUUGGCAUUACUGGUUGAGUACAGGGUUUGAGUUAAGUGUCACCAACUAUUUUGUGACUACUGUGAUUUAUAUGAUCAUUAUUGAUGUCUACAUACACUGAAGGCCGGGAAAAUUUAUUUUUUGACACUUUGAAAAAAAAAAAAAGAAAAAAAAAAAUGUGUAUUGAAAUUUGUGGUGAACUGUGAAUGGUUGAUGGACAAAGUGGGGUAUACUUGUCCAGGGACCAAUGUUUUGUACCCAGAAUGGCAGUCAUCCCCGAUGAUGCUGUCACUGUACACAUCUAUUGACUGCGCGUCAAACUCAUUUUCCUGGGUUUGUCUCUCCUUCCAGUGUUGUGCUGACUACUGCUGUGAGGCUAACUACGCCACUGUCUUUGUAAACGUGACACCGUUUUGUCAUUGACUUGGUUGUAUUAGAAUGUUCAUUAAAGAAUUGAGGCAAA
This is a messenger RNA of Esox lucius (northern pike), 5392 nucleotides long. RefSeq names its product zinc finger protein 296 (gene znf296). Gene Ontology annotation, biological process: positive regulation of transcription by RNA polymerase II. NCBI's taxonomy places the organism in Eukaryota, Metazoa, Chordata, Actinopteri, Esociformes, Esocidae. Gene Ontology annotation, cellular component: nucleus. The transcript is spliced from 3 exons. The record is from RefSeq and is a predicted model, not a curated record. Gene Ontology annotation, molecular function: DNA-binding transcription factor activity; RNA polymerase II cis-regulatory region sequence-specific DNA binding. Bases 453 to 2573 code for a protein of 706 amino acids.